AACAAUACGUCAUUGAUAAAAGUUGUUUGCAUACAAAAGCUUAUAAUGCUUUUGAAACGAUAAUCAAAGAUGUAAAAAUGAGAAAUUCACAUAAGGCACAAUGGUAGUUUGGGUACCGAAACUGCGGCGAAACUAUCUUAAUCAUAUACUUCUUCGUUUACUGCUCGGUUUAAUUUUUAUUUACGUUUAUUGCGAAUAUUUAAUUUACUAUGUUACUCAAAUUCAGUGUGACUGGUCUGCGUUAAACAAAGAAUCGCAUGAGGGAAUAGAGCCGGUAUACGCGAUGGUUAUAGCCGACACGCACCUGUUAGGAUCCCGGAAUGGUCACUGGUUUGAUAAAUGGCGCCGAGAGUGGCAGAUGCAUCGUGCUUUUCAGACCGCUAUGACUCUUCACAACCCAGAAGUUGUGUUUGUUUUAGGCGAUUUAUUUGAUGAGGGCAAAUGGUGUCCGGAAAAGGAGUUUAAUGACUAUGUCGAUAGAUUCCAUAGAUUGUUUAAAGUUCCUGAGAGUACUGAACUGUACUCUGUAGUUGGCAACCAUGAUAUAGGCUAUCACUACAGUAAGAAGCUAGAGAGGGAAGUCAGGAUUGCAGGCCCUAUCAUAAGUGAUGUGUUUCGUAGGAUAACGCCGCACCUCGCGAAACGGUUUGAGAGUAAGCUAAAGUCGCCGCCGGUGCAGAUGGUCAGCAUCAGAGGGAACCACUUCGUUCUCAUCAACUCUAUGGCAAUGGAGGGAGAUGGAUGUACCCUAUGUGCGCGUACUGUCGCCGAGAUAAGUAACAUAUCAAACAUAUUAAGGUGCAGCAGUGGUUCAAGCCUUUGUAAAGGGAAGAAGAGAUUGGAACACUACAGCCGACCAAUUAUUAUGCAGCAUUAUCCUUUGUACCGGGAAUCUGAUAAUGUAUGCACGGAGCCCGAUGCUGCACCAUUACCAGAAAGAAACAGUCUAUUCGAGGAACGCUGGGACUGUCUGUCUAAAGAGUCUACAGAAUACUUGGUAGAGAGUCUACACCCGCGGGCGGCCUUCGGUGCGCACACGCAUCACAGCUGCGUCGUACGUCACAGCUUCGUGCCGACACCGGACCAUAAGAUAGAGUUCAUUGAGUAUACUGUACCUUCAUUCUCGUGGAGGAAUAGGCUUGACCCCAAGUACUAUUUGUUAACAAUAACUCCGGAAGAGGUGAAGGUGUCGAAGUGCGGUUUGCCUCUCGAGUGGAGUCUGCAGAUCACAGCGAUAUUGAUGUUGCUCGCGCUUCUGGUCUAUAUACGAUAUUACACCACGGUCAACACUUUGAGCUACAAACAAUUAUCUGGAAAAAAAGUGUGAACUGGCGAACAAACGUACUUACUUGCCUUUAAUAUGUUUUUCUUCAAAUUACCAACGAAUUAAAUAGUUAUUUAUUUAAAGAACUUA
This is a messenger RNA of Trichoplusia ni (cabbage looper), 1414 nucleotides long. RefSeq names its product metallophosphoesterase 1-like. Gene Ontology annotation, biological process: GPI anchor biosynthetic process. The record is from RefSeq and is a predicted model, not a curated record. The transcript has 9 exons. Lineage: Eukaryota; Metazoa; Arthropoda; Insecta; Lepidoptera; Noctuidae. Gene Ontology annotation, molecular function: hydrolase activity. Bases 101 to 1327 code for a protein of 408 amino acids.